Messenger RNA from Epinephelus moara (kelp grouper), 2350 nucleotides. RefSeq names its product protein shisa-6 (gene shisa6a). The record is from RefSeq and is a predicted model, not a curated record. NCBI's taxonomy places the organism in Eukaryota, Metazoa, Chordata, Actinopteri, Perciformes, Serranidae. Bases 425 to 2155 code for a protein of 576 amino acids. The transcript is spliced from 9 exons. Gene Ontology annotation, cellular component: postsynaptic density; AMPA glutamate receptor complex; dendritic spine membrane. Gene Ontology annotation, biological process: regulation of AMPA receptor activity; regulation of short-term neuronal synaptic plasticity.
GGCUCUUUGAUUCAGUGGCAGUGGCUGAGACAACCCCGUUACCGGCCACCGUUAACCCGUGUAACUACGAGCUCCGAUCAUACUCAAGAUCCACAUCUCAUGGUAAAGAUUUCCCUAGAGGACAUCGCGUCUUCUUCGCGUCUCUGCAGCCGAAAUCAAAGAGGACAUUUGCCCAAAGUAAACUUUUAUAAGAACACAGAUUCAUACUGGAUGACGGCAAAGUCAGAAGAUGCUUUGUGUGUCUGAUGAGCGCAAAAUCUGCCAGUCAAAGUCCGUCAGUCAGAGCUUGGCACAUGAAGGAGUACCUGUGAUGAAGAAACCCGCAAGAAGCUCCACGCGGUAAGAAGUGGAAGAGUGCUGUUCAGAGAGAAAGAUCAGACAGAGGAGAGUGGAGGCCAAAGAACAAACACCAGCGCGUCCUCAAAUGAUGGGGAUAAAGCACCUUCUGCUUCUUUUGAUUUACUUAGACCCGCUGAAUGUCCUGUGCGCCGUCACCGCCAACAAAAAGAACAAAAUCUCGAAUAAGAGGACCCCAAAGUUGAAGGAGGUCAACGGCAGCACCACCGCGGUCCCGCUGGCCGCGGCCGUCCCGGGGAGGAUCACCCAGGUCCAGGCUCCCACGGUCCAGCACGACACCUGCCUGGGCUACUACGACGUGAGCGGGCAGUACGACAAAGAGUUCAGCUGCAACAACACCGACCACCGCUUCUGUUGCGGCAGCUGCUUCCUGCGCUUCUGCUGCGCGGACCGGGGGAAGCGGCUGGAGCAGAAGAGCUGCACCAACUACAACACGCCGGACUGGAUCAAAACCCAGCCCCCUUCACCGGCGCCAACAGGUGAUACCUACGACCCGGAGCUGGACCAGACCAACACCACGGUGUACAUCAGCUGCGGGGUCGUAGCGCUCGUCAUUGCCAUUGGGAUUUCUGCUAAAGUUGCCUAUGAUAAAGCCACCAAGCCCCCUCAGGAAAUGAAUGUGCAUAGAGCCCUGGCAGACAUUCUGAGGCAACAAGGACCAGUUCCAAUAUCUCAGUAUGAACAUGAAAACAUUGCAGCGAUUGAUGGGUCACCCAAAGACGAGACACCGGUCAGAACCUCGAAGAAUCACUACACACCUGUUCACGCCAAGGCAUCAAACCACGGGCACUAUGGCAAAGAAAACCUGCGCAGUGGAGGUCAAGACAUGCACAACUUCAUUUCCUCUGGGUUUGUGACACUCGGACGAGGCCACUUGAAAGCGCAGCACUCCAUAGACGAAUCGGGGCAGAUGUCCUGGCAGGGCGAUCUGGACAUCCCCAUGUCCUACGGAAACCACCACCAUGACUUCCAGCACAGCCACCUGGAUCUGACCGCGCUCACACCUAAACUGGCCCACAGACAAAUGAGAUAUGAGAGACCCCAGCGGAUGAACAACAUCCUGACCUCAGCCACGGAGCCCUACGACCUGUCCCUGUCCAGAUCCUUCCAGAACCUCAGCCAUCUGCCGCCCUCCUACGAGCUGGCCCUCAAGUCUGACUUAAGUAAAUACUCCUCCUCUCUCCACAGAUUAAGUGAUAAGGACAUAGAUGACUACUACACGAGGAAGCAUCAUCAUCCUGACUUUGGUGGCCGGGGACCAACCCACAUGGUGAAGCUGAACGCAGAUCCCCAACAGCACCAGCAGCGCCAGCGUCCCCGCCGAGUCCAGAGGGCCAUGUCCCAGGACCACGUCUUGUCUCCUCCCAGGACGCCACGUCGUGGAGAUUACGGCUUAUCUUCAUACGGCGUCAUGGCGGCUGCCGCAUACAGCAGCAGCCGGCACCUCUCAGAGGAGCAGCUACUGUCAGCAGACCGCCUCCACUCCCAGGAUCCCUUGCUGUCCCCGGCGAUGAGGCGCGACAAGUUCCGGGAGAAGGCGAUGGCGCGGGCUAUGUCUCACGCCGACAUGCUAAUGCCCGUCACGCCCGUCAUGGACCGCCACAAGAUGACCAAGAUGCACUCUCAACCCAGUGCCUCUAACGACUCCUACAACACGCUGACGGUCAACCACCAAGCAACCACGUCUAAGAGGCAGGCGUUUGCCAACCGACGAACACACACGGUGGACCACCUACAGUACAUUCCUGGCCACCACCACACAUACCGCACUGCCAGUAAGAACGAAGUAACGGUUUAACCGCAGAGUGGUUAGCUGAAGGAUUCCUGAAACACAUCACGGACGUCAACAGAAAUCUCCAAAAUCAGCAAGUCUCCUCAGCAGAGGUGUUCUGUCUUCUACUUAAAACAACCUUCUACAUUAAAACUCUUCCUGCUUUUUAGCACAAGCUUCCUGUGUCAUCCAGAAUCAACCCCGGCAAAGACAUCUCUCUCU